Saccoglossus kowalevskii is the source of this 6457-nucleotide messenger RNA. RefSeq names its product hemolectin. NCBI's taxonomy places the organism in Eukaryota, Metazoa, Hemichordata, Enteropneusta, Harrimaniidae. Gene Ontology annotation, cellular component: extracellular matrix. Gene Ontology annotation, molecular function: protein binding. The record is from RefSeq and is a predicted model, not a curated record.
AUGAAGAAAAUCGACGAAUAUUUGGGCAGAGAGGGUAUAAAAGACGAAUUCCGGGUGCGGAAGAAGCGAAGUGAGGAGACACUCCCCAAUUUUCCGGAAGAAGGUUCACUCUCAGAAUGUCCAGCUCUAGGGUUGCCAAGCAACGGAAAUGUGACAUGUAAUGAUGAAGCACAGCGAACAGUAUGUAUACCAUAUUGCAACCCUGGUUAUAUAGUACCAGAGGAAUACGACGACACGGAGUUUAUCUGUGAACAUACCAGUUAUAGAUGGGCGCCCUCACACAGUGUUCCCGGCUGUGUUGUCUGUAGUAUCCCCCUAUUAGAAAAUUAUGUUAGCAACGACGAGCAAUUCAACGCUUCGAGUUUCAUUGACGGUUUCCCGCCUUAUCACAGCAGACUACAUUCCAAUGGCGCCUGGAGCGCUGCUGACAAUACUGAUGAUCAAUGGUUGUCGGUGGAUCUUGGCGAAACCAUGCACAUAACUGCCAUGGUUUCACAAGGCCGCAGUAAUGCAGAUGAGUGGGUGACAGCCUAUACAUUAGAGUACAGUCCCGAUGGUGAAAAUUAUGAAUCGUUCAAAACAUCACAAGACGAUAUACUGAUAUUCCAGGGAAAUACAGACAGAAGUACUGAAGUUAAAAAUGACAUAUCAUCUCCAGUAGUCGCUCGCUAUGUUCGCAUUCAUCCUUUAUCAUUUUCAGGGCAUAUCAGUAUGCGAGUUGAAAUCUUGGGCUGCAAAUAUGAACCAAACUAUUGUGUAGGCGUGGAUUGUCAAAAUGGCGGCACUUGCGUAAGUUAUCCUCUGCAGCAUGUUUUUGAGUGUUUGUGUGAUCAUGGAUACACCGGCGAAUAUUGUGAACGAGAUUUCUGUGAAGUUCCACCUGCACCAAACAACGGAUCUUCGAGCUGUGAUCAAAACAACGCCUGCUCAAUAUCAUGCAAUCAAGGUUUCCAAUCAUCUGUAUCGCUUGCAGACUCCUACCAAUGUGAUGCAAAUACAAAUACAUGGACCCCUCCAUUACCCACUGUUGAAUGCAUAGGUGUUACACCGCCCACUGUUGGAGCUAGCCAGUCUGCAGGGUCAGUUACAUCAACGUACAUCGUAGGAGAAGCUGAUGGAUUUUGCUUCACAUGGGGCCAGUCUCAUUAUCGUACCUACGAUGGAUUCAUGUAUGAUUUCCAUGGUUCCUGCUCCUACCUCUUAACUGGUGACUGCACUGACCACAGCUUCAAAAUUCAUGUGCACAAUGACCGCGCAUGUGCACGCCAGUCGAUGUGUCAGCGCACCAUUACAAUCUUUGCCGGUGAAAUAGAAUUUGAGUUGAAGCAGACAGAUGACAUCUUUGUAGCAUCUAGGAACAAAGAGACCUGUACCCUUCCAACCACCCUGGAUAACCUCCAUAUCAAAGUAAUAUCACAAUAUCUUUACAUAAGCAGUCCGUUUUUUGGGUUCAACCUCCUGUGGAAUGGUGGGGAACAUUUAGCGGUUCAAGCCAUGAAUAAACUUGUUGAUAAAACUUGUGGAUUAUGUGGAGUUUACAAUGGUGACUACACAGAUGAUUUAUCGGAUCAAAAUGGUGAGGUUGUUGACCUUGUGUCGGCAUUUGCAGAGGGCUACAAAAGGAAUGACGAAGAAGAUAAUUGUCCAGAUGAAAACCAGGAUUCGUAUUGCCACUUAUAUCCAAGUAAUAGUGAGUAUGCUACCUCAGUUUGCGACACACUGAAAGGAGACGACUUUGCUGAAUGUCACGACGUAGAUUAUACACCGUUUUAUCUGGCGUGUUUAGAAGAUGUGUGUUACUGUAAUUCAACAGAAGACCACUGUGAAUGCCAAAGUUUCUCGGCGUAUGCAAAGGAAUGUGUUCGUAGUGGUGUGACAGGCCUUCAGUGGAGAACACCUGACAGAUGUCCCAUACAAUGCCCUGGUGAGCAAGUACACAUGGAGGGAGGCGACACGUGCCCUCAAACUUGCAAAGGUACGGUGUACCAGUGCAUCGAUGGAAUCAGUCUGGAUGGCUGUCAAUGCCCGUCAGGAAUGCUUCAGCAUGGAAACGUGUGUCAUAACCCUGAUAAUUGUCCAUGUCAAUCUGGUGGACGGGAAUAUUCCAUUGGGUCAGUUAUACCAGCCGCAGACGAGUGUAAUACUUGUACGUGUGAUGCAGGGAAAUGGUCGUGUACUUCAAACUUAUGUGGGGCAACCUGUUGGACUGGUAGCAAUGCUCACUAUCGGACAUUCGAUGGUCGUCAUUAUGACUUCAUGGGUGAAUGCACUUACGUAUUCAUGUCAAGCUGCAAUGGGACGUUGGCCGACUAUAGCAUUAACAUAGAAAAUUCACAUUGCUUAAAGGACUUUGAUGGAGGACCCUUAACGUGUACAAAAUCAGUUACCAUUACGAUUGGUGGUACAUUUGUGAAAUUGAAGACGGGACAUGAAAUCAUAGUGGACGGUGACGAUGUAGAUGAACUCGAUUUGCCAUUUGAAGCACCCUCUAUUUAUAUAGAACAAGUAUCCGACCAGUUUCAAAAGGUUACUUUGGAUAAUGGACUGAACGUUUUCUGGAAUGGUGACAGCCGAUUAUAUGUGACAGCACCAAAUUCCUUCUUCAACAAUACUUGCGGUUUGUGUGGUACCUUUGACGGUAACCAACAGAAUGAUUUCUGGACCCUGGAGAGGGAUGUUGAGAAGCUUCCUACAGCGUUUGGAAACAAAUGGUCACUGAAAGGUAGUUGUACAGCUGACACGCCGAUGUCGUUGACCCACCCGUGUGACGUGUAUGCUCAAAGGAGAGCCCAGGCUGAUGAUUUUUGUAAACAGUUGAAAGAAGAACCUUUUACAGAUUGCAGUAGUCAUGUGGAUGUGAAUAAUUACUACACAAACUGUAUGUUUGACCUGUGCAGUGGGAAUGCUGAUAUGCAGCAAGUGUUCUGUGAUGUAGCAGCCAUGUAUGCGAUGGAGUGCUCGAACAGAGGUCUUGUGGUCGUCUGGAGAGAUUCCAUAGACAGUUGUCCUGUGAGCUGUUCUGGUGAGAAAGGCUAUCAGGAGUGUGGAUCAUCAUGCAAAACAUCUUGUGCUGCUCUUGCUGGUAAUCGACCUUGCGAAGAGAACUGUGUCCCUGGAUGUAGUUGCCCCUACGGUAUGGUUGAAGAUUACGGUGGAAGCUGUAUCAGCGAAGAAGACUGCCCGUGCUUAUUUCAUGGUAAAUUCUAUAUAGCUGGUCAAGUCGUCGAACAAGGAUGCAAACCAUGUACAUGUGAUCGUGGACAUUGGUAUUGUGAAGAUAUUGAAUGUGCUCCUACAGAAUGUGGCGAUAAUAUGGAAUUUGUUUCUUGUAAAACAGAAUGUCCACAAACGUGCAGUAAUAUGCAUUCGCCACCCAGCUGUGCGACAGCCCAUUGUCAAUCUGGUUGCCAAUGUAUGGAAAACUAUGUAUGGAAUGGUGAUGAGUGCAUUUUACCAAAGGAUUGUCCAUGUCAUCAUGGUGGAAAAAGCUACCGCUCAAAGGAAACUAUCAAAGUCGAGUGCAAUCAAUGUGUGUGUGAUGGCAGUCAUUGGGUGUGUGAAGACAAGAUGUGUCCUGGUAUUUGCACUGGAUGGGGCGAAUCACAUCACAAGACAUUUGACGGAAAGUUGUUUGAUUACUUUGGCGAAUGCACGUAUAUCAUGUCACGAAGUACCCUCAACAAUCCCCACAUACAAUACACCAUAACGACGGAAAACGUCAUCUGCGGAUACGCUUCCAAAGUCACAUGUGCCAAGUCUAUUACAUUCUCUGUUGGCACUGGAAGCCAAAGGGAGACGAUCAAACUCGAACGGAACACUCCAGUUGAGGUACCUGUUGGAUCAGUCUUCAAAGUGUGGCGUGCUGGGUUGUAUAUCUUCGUCAAAUCUGCUGGAGGAGUGACACUACAAUGGGACAGGGGAACUAGAGUCUAUAUUAAAUUGGAAACGCAGCAUAGGGGACUUGUGGAAGGAAUAUGCGGCAAUUUCAAUGACAAUCAAGGUGACGACUUCACCACGCUAAAUCAAAUGGUAGUUGCCAGUGCCAUCGAAUUCAGUGAAAGCUGGAAGCUAGAGGACUACUGCAACGCCACCCACAACACGGACGAUACAUGCUCUUUCGCACCACAUCGCCGAGCAUGGGCAACUAGACAGUGCAGUGCCUUACGAUCUGAGGUAUUUGCCCCCUGCCAUGCUGAGGUGGACUACGAAAUGUAUUUUUCUCGGUGUGUGUUUGACACAUGUGCCUGUGAUAUGGGAGGUGAUUGCGAGUGUCUGUGUACCGCCAUUGCAGCUUAUGCCCAUGAGUGCAAUGCGAACGGUGUCCCAAUCCGGUGGCGAAGUCAAGACUUAUGUCACUAUCACCCCGCAUGCCAAGUAGGAUAACCCUUGUAAAUAAAGUCAAUGCAAGAUGGCCGCUGACUGAGCAAGCACACUAUCACGUGGUAUACAGAGCUCGCACAGCCGACGCUCAGGGAUCCACCUGGGACCACCUGAUCAGCGAAAUGGUCUGUCUGUCUGUCUGUGUGGAGGUCUACAACAUGACUUUGUGAGAGGAUUGUGAACAUUCUGUAAUGUGUACAGAUUUAAGGUUUAAUGUAAAACAAACAUUAACUGAUAUGUAUAAUGAAGGAAAGAUUUUGAUUUGCAUCCUAGAUUUGCAGAAUUCACACCUUAUCAUUAUUUGUACCUUUUAAAUUCAUCUGUUACACGAUCCAUGUUGUCAAAUUUUAAAGAAAAACGAAUCCUGUGCAAAUCGUCGUCUGUUACUGGAGUUUUAUGUCUGUUGGCUCCAAUGAAAAUGAAACCUAUGUUGAUUAUUACCUUCAACGACACAGUGAAUUUCGCACAUUACCAAAACAAAAAAAACAGCUGAAUAACAUAUACAUUAUAUAAGAAACAACUAACUGGUAAAAAUGCUGUUGAGUAAACAACAUCAAAUAUGCAUGCAUAUACGAGUAUUUUACGAAUUUAUAUUUAGAGUUUGACCUAAUGACGUUUUUAUAGCACUACAGUUAGAUAGUUAAUUAUUAUCAGCUAACUGAAACCAGUCUGCAUUAUGUUUUUAUCUACUUUAAAUUAUAUAUUCUAAUAUUUUAAGUGGUGCUCAUUUUAUUAAAUUCUCUCAAGAUAACACGGUAACACAAGAGAAUUGAUUUCCUGAAUGAAUAAUCAAUUUCCAACAAGCAUGGGGGUGUGAAACAGACUCUCAACUCUCUUUACAUUUCCUCGUUACAAUGCCGAUGGGUUUAAUUUUUUUAUAUACGUACAUGUAGAAGCUCAUCCGAAAGGGCAUGUAAAUUACUGCUGUCCCUGGUAGGAUGUCAGCCAUAUAUAUAUAUAUAUAUAUAUAUAUAUAUACCGGUAUAUAUAUAUAUAUAUAUAUAUAUAUAUAUAUAUAUAUAUAUAUAUAUAUAUAUAUAUAUAUAUAUAUAUAUAUAUAAAAUUUCAAAUUUGUUAUUCAGUAAUAUAAAUCAACAACUUUCAGUCUUGUGUGAUUACAUGAUUUUUCAUUAUUUAAAAAAAAAUUUAAACCUUUUCCAGAACAAAAAUUAAUAUGUGUGAAUUGGGUGAUUGUCCCAAAAAAUACUGAAAACCAAGCACUAACAUUGAAUAUUCCCAUAUUGAUAACAGUAAUUUUUUUGAGCUAUUCUACAUACAUGCUCUGUUUAAUACGUAUUCACAGGCCAGCUGAUAAAUUCAAAUCAUUGUCAAAACUAUGUGUUGUACACGGUCAAAGCUAAAGAGGGGUAGUCGUCGUUCCACAUCCUGUUUGAUAUGGGAGUCGUAGCGACAUACACAAUGCGUGUACAAUACAUUUUUUGUUUACAUGAAAUUCGAACAUGCGCUGCACGACGACUAUCGUCCUUUAAAGUUUUUUAUGGUGAUAAAAUACUGGUUACGUCUGUGUACAAUGUUUUAUUCCAUUUGAAUAAACUGUGUGAACUUAUUACAGUCGUGCGUGGAAUUUAGUAAAGAUAGAUCAGAAAACUGGAAAACCAUAAUAGAAUAGAUGAAUAAGUACAUGCACAGUUUUGAAAACAGUGUUCAAUUAAAUAGGUCACCUCAAUAUAGUUAUGUUUUAUGUGUUGUUACUGACAGGAUUUAAGACGAGAACAAUUGAACUUAAACAGUAAUUUUUUGUAGACUUGGUAGUUUGAAAAUAAUUUCAUUUGAUGCAGAAGCAUGUUUAUAGUGGAUGCCUUUGUGGAAACUAUCUGAAUUACCAAUGGGAAUAGAACACUGAUUAAAAACUAGUAUACCAUGCAGAUAUAUAUUACACUUAUAAUAUUAUAAACAAUAUUAUUAUUAGAAAUCACUCUAUUAGCAAUUCAAAUAAUUAUGUAGCAGAUAUAAUCAAAUGAUAGUAUUUUAUAUAAACACACUCAAAUUGACAAGUUAUGUUUUUGUUAAAUUGUCACUUAUAAAAUGCAUGGAAUAAAAAAGUUAUUUAUCAUUA